GGAACCCUAUAUCUCCUCAUUUACUUAGAUUUCUGUAUUUUUGCUCUGCAUUAGCUAAAAAAAAAAACACAGAGAGAAGAAAGAUGGGAGCCGUACUGUCUUCCAUUGGAUCUAUACUGUCUUACUUAUUUGGAGCCUCAGCCGCCGGAGAAGAUUCAGCAUCGGAUGGUCAAUCGGGUGUGACAGCGUUCCACUCCUCAGCCCGUUGGCAGCUCCAUUUUAAUUCCAUAAAAAACACCAACCAGCUGAUGGUGAUUGAUUUCGCGGCAUCUUGGUGUGGGCCCUGCAAGCACAUGGAACCAGCAGUUCAUGCCAUGGCUGCCAAAUUUACUGAUGUUCAGUUUGCCAAGAUCGAUGUCGAUGAAUUGCCUGAUGUGGCACAAGAGUUUGGGGUGCAGGCAAUGCCAACAUUUGUGUUGGUGAAGAAAGGGAAUGAAGUGGACAGGGUAGUGGGAGCUCAGAAAGAGGAGCUUCAGAGGAAGAUUGAAAAACACAGGCCUCGUUAAGCUGCUUGUUGAUUCUUCAAUCUCUUGGUUCCGCGUCCUUCUUUAUUUGCUUAAGCAUAAAAGAAUUGAAGCUUGUCAGUUGCUACUAUUUCCAUCUUUUUCUUGAAGUUGAAUGAAAAAUGACAAGGAUUAUUUAUGUACUUAUUGAAACUUGGAAUCUGUGUGAUCUUUUGCAUUCGAUGCUUGGUCUUUCUUUUCUGGAAAAUAUGCUUUGCAUACAAAUAAAUCAUUCAUCCAAAUGUAGGUGACAAUUGUGGAUUCUAAGAAUGCUAAAUGAUUUGUUUAUACACA
This is a messenger RNA of Populus trichocarpa (black cottonwood), 797 nucleotides long. Its product is annotated as thioredoxin H2. The coding region runs from base 84 to 506 and encodes 140 amino acids. NCBI's taxonomy places the organism in Eukaryota, Viridiplantae, Streptophyta, Magnoliopsida, Malpighiales, Salicaceae. The record is from RefSeq and is a predicted model, not a curated record. The transcript has 3 exons.